CUCUCUCUCUCUCUCUCUCUCUCCCUCUCUAAAACCCAUAAAUUUUUCUCACUUUCUAUCUCCCCCCUCUUUCUUGGACUAUUUCUCAUCCAAGAAACACGCGUGAACCCUUGAAAGUUUUCUUCUUUUUGGCUCAAACCCAAAUUAUACACUUCCAUAUCUAUCACAGUUGAGGAUGUUUCAUUCAUCGAUUCAAAAAAAUUCAGCAAAAUCCGAGGUUCUAAGUGAGCACUUUGUCUGUCCAUAUCUUUUUUUGUUAAUCAAAUUGUUUCUUUUGAUUCAUCACUGUUCUUUCAAUUUUGUGAUCCGAUUUGAUCUGAUUUUCCAAUUUUGUUUAUUCAACCAGAUCUGAUUCUUUGUUGUUUAUUAAGAAACUGUUCUAUUUAAUUUUUUGUUCACUGUAUUUUUCUCCUUUUGGGGGUUUGAUGAGAAAAAGUAGAGUUUUUGGUUGAUCAAUUAGAAUCAUCGGUUUGUUUCUUACUCUAAUAUUGUAAUUGGGUUAUUUGGUUUUGAUGAGAUCAUGUUUGUGCUAGUAUUUGACUGAAUUGAGAUUGGGUUCUAGUUCUAGUUCUAGUUCUAGUUUCACAUCUUUAUUAGUAUGGACUAAUCAGUACAUGCCAAACAACAUGAGAGGGUCUUAGAGGAAGAAGCAGUGGGGAUUCUGUAAAAUUUUGUUUGAAUUUGCUGGGUUUUCUGGGCUGGAGAAACUUUUCCUGUCAAGUUUAAUUCACCUGUUGUCUUGUAUCUCUCAAUCUUCUUGUUCUAGGCAGUAAUUUAGAUUGGGGGGUGUGAAUUAAUUUGUGCCUCCGAUUCCCCUUUCGAAUUGGGUUUGCUCAAAACCGUCUAUUUCUUGUUAAUCCCAGUCAGUGUCCAAAUUUCGAUUGGAUAAGUCCUCAAUCUGAAAAUUGUCUGUUGAACUCCUUUAGUAAAGUGGUUUGGGUUGGACUCAACAUAAGUGGGUGUUGCGUCUUGUAUUGUGAUUUUGUGGGGUUUCUCAAAAGUUUAGGUAGGUAUAGAUUUUUCCUCUCCUAAUAUUUCUCUCUGAUGGCGGAUUUUGCAUCUCCAAUCGCAACCUAUGAUUGCGAACAACAUGUGUUUGCCGCGGCUCAACAUAUUGUGAAGGCACUGGGGGCGAGUAAGAACCUAAAUGACGAUGUGAGAAGACUCCUCGCAGAUCUUGACACCCACUUGUCCACGAUGACCAUAAUUACUGAGACUGAAUCUCGGGGAACUAGAGAGUUGGAAGAGCAAUUGAAAUUUGCUCAGCAAAAGAUCAUGAGCUUGGAGUCAAAUCGAGCAAUGAUUUGGGCUUCGGGCCAUGAGGUAGCUUCAGAGUAUCUACAAGCAGUUUAUGAAAUUCACAGGUUAUCCGAAAGUUUAAGAAGUCUGCUUUCAAACAGGAGUGGGAAACAGAAGGAACUACUUGAGCAAGCCCAUAUUGUUUUGCAGAUAGCAAUGGAGAGGCUUGAGGAAGAGCUAAUCCUCAUUCUUGCUCAGAAUAAGCAGUCUUUUGAGCCCGAAAACAUGUCAUUUCGUUCGUGUGAGGAUGAUGUUGUGUAUGAAGAAUCGAUAGCUUCAAACGAGGAUGAUUUGAUUGAGGACACACCUCAGAGAGAUAGCAGCAGCACUGAACCUGAGGAACGUAUCAUUGAUUUGGUCCAUCCUGAAGUAAUUUCUUAUAUCAAAUCCAUUGCAGAUGUAAUGUUUGCUUCGCGCUAUGAUCAGGAAUUUUGCCAUGCUUUCAUUAACUUCUGGAAAGACGAGUUGGAUGAGUAUUUUGCUGUUCUUCGUUGCGACAAACUAAGCAUCGAGGAUUUGCUGAAGAUGGAGUGGAGAUGCUUGAACCGGAAGAUCAAGAAAUGGAUCCGGGCAAUGAAAUUCAUCAUUCGAGUUUGUCUAGCUAGUGAGAAACGGCUCUUUGGCCAAGUCUUGGGAGAAUUCGGAUCUGUCUGUUCAACUUGUUUUGUUGAAGCCACAAAGGGUGCAAUGUUGUGCCUCUUGAAUUUUGGUGAAGCCAUGGCCAUUAGUCCCCUUCGACCUGAAAAGUUGUUAAGCUUACUCGACAUGUACGAGGUUCUUGCUGAUCUUCUCCCCGAUAUUGAUUCUUUGUUCUCAGAAGAUGUUGGUUCUUUUGUUAGGACUGAGUUUCACGAGCUUCUGAUGAGAUUAGGUGGUACUGCAAGGGCAACAUUCAUGGAAUUUGGGAAUGCAGUUGCUUCAAACACAUCAACAAACCCUUUUCCUGGAGGUGGGAUUCACCAUCUCACCAAGUAUGUCAUGAACUACAUCCACCCAAUUUUUGAGUAUGCCAGUACCCUAAAUUUGCUUCUUGGGGUGCAAGUUGGGGAGGAGAUGGUGGAGCCAAUUGGUACAGUGGAUUGGCAAAACAUUUCUUUGAAGAGUUCUUGCCCUGUGGCUCGCCAUCUACGAUGGUUGACAUCGAAUCUGGAAUCAAGCCUCGACAACAAAUCAAGAUUGUACAAAGAUGGUUCAUUGAAACACAUUUUUAUGAUGAACAACAUUCAUUACAUGGUCCGAAAAGUUCAGGGCUCAGAACUUGCAAUAUUUUUUGGGGAUGAGUGGAUCCGGGAUUAUACUGGGAAAUUUCAGCAACAUGCAACAAGUUAUGAGAGAGUCACCUGGAAUCCAGUUCUGUGUCUGCUGAGGGAUGAUGGAAAUUUGGGGAAGUCGAUCCUUAGGGAGCGGUACAGAGGUUUUCAAGCUGCUUUCGAGGAGGUAUACAGGAAUCAGGCAGGGUGGUUCAUUCCUGAUCUUGAGCUCAGGAAAGAUUUACGAAUUUCGACUUCACAGAAAGUAAUCCCUGCCUACCGGGCCUUCUCCGCUAAAAGCUUCCCUGUCAUUGGCGACAAGUACAUUAAGUACAGUGCAGAUGAUCUGGAGGAUCAUAUCUUGAAUCUCUUUGAAGGUUCAUCAAUAUCAUUGCACAGUACCCGAAAGAGAUGACUUUGAAAGCUAUCCUACCAAGUUGUAGAAUUCUUCCUCGCUUCAUACUUUUCCUGGCUAAAUUCUUUCGUAAGUGUAAUUUAUCAUUGACAGAUGUAAAAGGGUAGUUCGAGUACACGAGACUCUCACCACUGCAGCAUCUGGGCAGAGUUAGAGAGACUAUUUCCGUAGUUUGAACCCUUGACGCACAAGUCGCAAUGUAGCAACCUUAUCAUUGGCAGAUGUAAAAAGGCAGUCUCAGUGCACAAGGUCUCCCGCUACUGCGAGAUUUGGGGAGGAUCGAAUGUGUGCAGUCUUACUCAAGCAUGCAAAGGGACUGUUUUCAUAGUUUGAAUACUUGAUGCCCAGGUCACAGUAGAAUAACCUUGUUAUUGAAAGGUGUGUUUGUAAAAUAUCAUAUUACUGUAAUUAUGGGCAAAAAUAUUCAAGGAUUGAAGUGUCGAUUCAGAUUAUGGGUUUUGUUACUGUUUUCUUUUCAUUUUGCAUAUGAAAUGUAUCGAAUUCUUGAUCCAAUUUUCAUCACAUUUUAUGAUUUA
Molecule: messenger RNA, 3500 nt
Organism: Camellia sinensis
Lineage: Eukaryota; Viridiplantae; Streptophyta; Magnoliopsida; Ericales; Theaceae
Gene: EXO70E2
Product: exocyst subunit exo70 family protein E2
Biological process (GO): exocytosis
Cellular component (GO): exocyst
Molecular function (GO): phosphatidylinositol-4,5-bisphosphate binding
Source: RefSeq, a predicted model, not a curated record